Rhizophagus irregularis DAOM 181602=DAOM 197198 is the source of this 1212-nucleotide messenger RNA. NCBI's taxonomy places the organism in Eukaryota, Fungi, Glomeromycota, Glomeromycetes, Glomerales, Glomeraceae. The record is from RefSeq and is a predicted model, not a curated record.
AUGACAGAGUCUGUGAGCCGUCAUAUCGCUAUCCUUGGAGGAGGCGUUAUUGGUUCUUCCAUUGCAUAUCAUAUUACAUUACUCAAUAGAGAUCCUAAUUUAAAAGUAACUGUUAUAGAGCAAACCGCAAUUGCCAGUGCCGCUUCUGGUAGAGCAGGAGGUUUUUUAUCUUAUGACUGGUGUGACGGAGGUCCACUUCAAGAUCUUGCACGCAAAAGUUUCAAGUUGCAUGCUGAACUUGCUAAAACUUUAAAUGGUAAAAAACGGUACGAUUAUCGAGUUGUUGAUACUUUAUCAGUAACAGCCUCGAUGAAAGCUGUAAGCGUUAAAGCACCUCCAACGGACUGGCUAAAAUCAGGAGUAAUUACAAAGUAUAAACAAAUUGGUACAACAAAGACAACAGCACAACUUCACCCAUAUAAAUUUACUCAAACGUUAAUAGAAGAAGCUGAGUCUAGAGGGGCUCAAGUUAAAAUUGCACGCGUUGAAGGACUAGAAUUUGAUGCUUAUAAAGUGUCAGGAGUUAGACUUUCUACAGAUGAAACUAUAUCUGUCGAUACAAUUAUUAUAGCGAUGGGUCCUUGGAGUGGGGAAGCUCUUUCAUGGCUUGUCAAAAAAAGUGGUCGUGCAUAUCAACUUCCGGAUGUUUCCGGUCAAAGAGCUCACAGUAUUGUAAUAAGACCUUCAGUACCAAUAUCAGCACAUGUUUGUUUUGUAUCACUUAAUCUUGGUCGUAAAUUUGCCGAACCAGAAAUUUAUCCUCGUCCAGAUGGUGAAGUUUAUAUUUCUGGAGAAUGCGAUGAGUCACCACUUCCACCUAGUGCUGAUCAAUAUGUUCCAAAUCCUACAGCAAUCAAAAAUCUUAAAAGCAACAUAAAUACUCUUUCUCCCGAAAUCUUGGGUGUUGCACCUGUUAUUAAAGAAUCAUGUUGUUAUAUGCCUAUAUCUGAUGACGAUAAACCUUUAAUUGGUAAAGUUCCUUGGCUAGAUGGAGUUUAUCUUGCAACUGGUCAUUCUGUCUGGGGAAUUUUAAAUUCUUCAGGUACAGGGCGAGUAAUUGCAGAAAUGGUUUUAGAGGGCCAAGCAAAAUUCGCUGAUCAGGUUCUUAAUUUAACUACAAAAGAAACAUUCUCAAGAGAUUUUUUUUUUUUUUUUUCAAAAAAAGAAAAAGCAUUUACGACAAUUCCAUACUUUAUAAUUGAUAUUAAAUGA